AUGACGGCGGUUUUUCUUCAAUUCAAAAAAGAAGAUGAAACUACCGACGCCAUUCUGCAUGUGACGACAUGUGCGGUUCCACUUCGGCUGCCUGGCUGUGGGGGCGCGCCCCCGGCCCGGCUCUUCUGCCGCCAAGGCGCAAAAGUGGUGGUUGCGGACAUUCACGACGAACGGGGGAGCUCCGUCUGCACCGAGCUCGGACAGACGGCAUCCUACGUCCGCUGCGACGUCACCGACGAAGACGACAUCCGCCGUGCCGUCGACCAUGCCGUAGACAACUUCGGCCAGCUGGACAUCAUGUUCAACAACGCCGGAAUCACGGGGGCGGGCAAAGCGAGGAUAACGGACAACACAAAGGAGGACUUCCUGCACGUGCUAUCAAUAAAUCUCCUCGGCGUUUUCCUCGGCACGAAACACGCCGCACGUGUGAUGGUCCCGGCGGGGUCCGGCUCCAUACUCUCCAUGGCGAGCACUGCCGCCGUCACCGCCGGCCUGGCCUCGCACGCAUACACGUCCUCCAAGCACGGGGUGGUGGGCCUGACCCGGAACGCGGCGGCGGAGCUGGGGCGGCGCGGGGUGCGGGUGAACUGCUUGUCGGCGGCGACGGUGGCGACGGCGAUGGCGACGGGAUUUAUGGGGAUGGGGGAGGAGGAGGUGGAGGCGGUGAUGGAGGAGAAGGGGAAUCUGAGAGGGGUUGUACUGAAGGCGGAGGAUGUGGCGAGGGCUGCCCUGUUUCUCUGCAGCGAUGAGGGGAGGUUUGUCAGCGGACAUAAUCUUGUUCUCGAUGGCGGCCUCACCGCCGUUAAUCCAAACUUCGAUUUUUUUAAAGUUUAGGGUUUGCGUGUUUGGUUGAUUUUAUAAAGGGGAAUUUACAUACAUACCCACCUAAUUCUCACAGCAAGUUCAUAAUCAAAUUGACCGUCCCUACAAUAUGAAUCAUAUAAUGUUAAAAUUGGUACAAUUUGGGUCUAAGCAAUCCCGAAUCAAGUUGUUGAAUCAUAAUUGCAGGCUUUGGAUCGGCAAUGGACCAUCUCAUGUCGUCGCCCGUCGUUGCUGACCACCAGUCAUGUGCAUCCACAACUUACAAUUGUUGUAGUCAAACUAUCAAUUUUUGGUGAAAUAUUGUAAUCCUCUUCUCUCUCUCUCUCGUGAGAGAAUAAC
Phalaenopsis equestris is the source of this 1161-nucleotide messenger RNA. Its product is annotated as momilactone A synthase-like. The record is from RefSeq and is a predicted model, not a curated record. Bases 1 to 834 code for a protein of 277 amino acids. Gene Ontology annotation, molecular function: oxidoreductase activity. The transcript has 4 exons. NCBI's taxonomy places the organism in Eukaryota, Viridiplantae, Streptophyta, Magnoliopsida, Asparagales, Orchidaceae.